Molecule: messenger RNA, 510 nt
Organism: Cutaneotrichosporon cavernicola
Lineage: Eukaryota; Fungi; Basidiomycota; Tremellomycetes; Trichosporonales; Trichosporonaceae
Exons: 5
Coding region: 1-510 (169 amino acids)
Molecular function (GO): fatty acyl-CoA hydrolase activity
Source: RefSeq, a predicted model, not a curated record
AUGACGUCCAGAAUGAUCCCCGCGACAAAGGAGGACGUCGCCCAGCUCCACACCCUCCUCUUGAGGCCCAAGCACGGCCGAGAGAUGGGCCAGCAUCUCACGCUGUACGCUGCCCACCCCAUUCCAGAGGAGAACGACCGCGGCGGCCGCAACGCGAACAACUGGCAGAUGGUUGUACAGGGAACUGUACAGGAAGGUUGGGUCAACGCCCUCGGAAACCUCCAUGGCGCAGCAGCGGCCUGGCUUGUUGACCAGUUGACGUCGGCUGCGCUCUCCCGCCUCGCGACACCCACGUUCUGGGGCCCGCCGAUGUUGGGCGGCGUGUCGAUCCAGCUCGAUAUGACGUACUACAACCCUGCGCCUACUGGCACCAAGGUCAGGAUCGUGGUAACGGUCGAGCGGAUGGCGCGGACGCUGGCGAAUACACGUUGUGAUAUCCUCGAAUGGGACACGGGGAAGCGUCUGGCAUCGGGGACACAUGCCAAGGCGUGGCGGCCCGCCAAGAUGUGA